Molecule: messenger RNA, 1288 nt
Organism: Paramecium sonneborni
Lineage: Eukaryota; Ciliophora; Oligohymenophorea; Peniculida; Parameciidae
Source: the annotation of a GenBank genome assembly
UGAUAAAUGAAAAUGUUAAAUUGAUUAAUUUAGAAAAUGAAUUCAAGAGACCCACCCAGUAAAAUUUUGUUACUUAUCAUAACUUAUUUACCUCCUUCUUUCCCUCUUACAAAUGAUUACUUGUUUGAGACUUUCAAAUAAUACGGAGAGAUAAAGAAAAUACUAAUAUUUGAGAGAGGAAAAACUAAUAAAGCAUUCAUUGAAUAUUAUGACAUAAAACACGCGAUCUAAGCUAGAAGAGAUAUGAUGGGUAAAUCAAUUACUACUUAGGGAGGAAGGUAUAUAUAAGUUUAAGAACCAUUAAUAGGCUUCUUAUCCAUUUUUCUCGUUUAAAGUAGCUGAAUCUCGAAGUGGUUGAUCAUACUCGAGGCACUCAAUAUUAAACUCAUGAAGUAGAGACACAACCUUAACCUUAAAGACAAGACUAAAAUAUUCAAAAAGCCCCAAUUUCGAUAGCAGAAGAAAUAAAACCACCUCUAAUUGAUUUAACUUAAGUGAUAAAAUUAGAAGCUGUUGAUGUGUCUAAUGCUUCGGAAGAAUCUCCAACCAAAGCAAUGUAUAAAAUUAUAAUUAAUUUAAAGUAUGGAAACACAAUUAAAAUAAUUGGAACGUAUAUUAGAUGAAGAUUAUGCAAAUGAAGUAGCACGAUCCAAUCUUAAUUAAUUUGAUGAAUAAUAAUAAGUCAUUAAUGAAUUACUGGCUUAAAAACCAUCAAAAUAUUUGAAAAUAUAAAAUAUAGAUGAGAGAGUCACUUCCAAAAUGCUUUAUAACAUGUUUAAUAGAUUUGGACAUUUGAAUUCAUUAUUAUUGAUAAAGAAAGAUAAUUCAGCUAUCUUAUAAUUUGCUAAUAUUGAUCAUGCUACUAUUGCAAAAGAACUCCUCAAUAAUAUGAUGUUUUUCAAUAGAGAAGUACUGUAUAACUCUAUUAUUCUUAGAUAAGAAUAUUAUUUCAUUAGAUUGAUAACCUUGAAACAUCAACUCCUAAUGAAGAAUAUUAUGUUGGUAGCCAAACCAAAUUCAAAAUUGUUCCUCUUAGCAAAGUUCUAGUUUUCUCUGGAAUCAGUGAUCUCCUUGAUAUUCAAGACAUGGUAAAGCUUGUUGGUAAAAUUUAAGGUAAUAAUCAGUUAUACUUUUUAGAAAUUAAAUUGGAAUAGUACAGCAUUUAAAUUACAAUGGUGGAUAUAUAUGAGGCAUUGAAGGUAAUUUCAGUGUUCUCAGAAUAUGAGUAUAAGGGGAACAAAAUUAAUCUAAUUCUUAAAUGAUUUAUAAAAAUGUGUAUAUAACAACA